AUGGAAACAUUACAAACGAUUGAUAAUGGUGUAAAGUAUACUCGGGAGGAGACAAUUAUAUUAAAUGUUGGAGGAAUAAAGUAUGAAACAUAUCCAUCGACUUUGACUGCUUUUCCUGAUACUCUCCUUGGUACAAUGUUUCAAGAACGUAAUAGAUCAAUGCUUCAUCCUAGGAAUGGUAACGAAUACUUUAUUGAUAGAAAUGGCUAUGCAUUUCGAUAUAUUCUUGAAUUUUAUCGUAAUGGUAAAAUAUUAUGGAGUGAACGAUCAGAUAAAAACACCGUUUCUGUCACCAGAGAAGAAUUAGAUCAAGAAAUUGAUUAUUUUCAAAUACCUGUUAAAGAUGUUUCAUUAACUUCAGGUGAAAAAACUGUAGCUGCUAAAGUUGAUGCAUUUGUUGCUGCACUCAAGGAAUUGAUCCAUGAAGCAAUGGAUCAACUUCAAACUGAGAUUCACCUGAAAUUUUAUGAAGAUGGUCAACCAGGUCUACAAUAUUGGAGUCCAGCGUACCGACAAAGUGCCAUUGUUGAAAAUAUUUUGAGGCCAUUUAACAUUGUAGGUUAUGUAAUUCUGCAACAGUUUGGCGAUACAAUAGAAAGACAUCUUAAAUCUGAAAUUCCUGAAAUAUCCUGGCUUCUUAAUGAAGGUACUCCUCGAUUUCCACCUGAUCUUCCACCAGACUUUGAUUCUCGUGCUUCAUUUAUUGGUGGUUCAGGUGGUCCUAAUGGAACAAUCGGUCCUCUAAUAAAUAAUAAUCGACCUUCAUUUUCAUCUUUCGCUAUUGGACAAAACUCUAUCAAUAACCAACCAAGUAAUCUUCAAACUAAUCAAAUAAAUAAUAAUAACUCAUCCCAACCAUUAUUUGGAACUUUGGGAAAUUUGAUUGCUCAAAUAAACACCAAUAAUCAACAAAAUAAUAUUUCAUCUAGUGCUGCUACUACUGGACCGGGGAUAGGAUUAAACAUGUUUAGUAGUGUGACCGCUGCACCUUCUUUUAAUCUAUUUGGUAAUACUACUGGAGUAAAUGCGUAUAAUAGAAACCCUAUAUUCCAAUCUAAUGGAUUUGGUACAUUUACAAAUGUUCAAACAACUAUUCCGUCAUUUGGAGCAUUUGGAUUUAAUCAGCCGAUUAUUCAGACUACAAAUGAUAAUAAUAGUUUCGGAUUCAAUUCUCAACAGACUAGCCUACCAUCUUUUGGAAAUAUUACAAGCAUUCAAUCUGGGACAUCUUUUGGAUAUGGAAAUAUACAACCAGCUACAACUGCAACUAGUUUCAGAGUUGCUAUUACCUCGCCAACAUUUAUGACUAAUAAUAAUCAACCAAAUAGAUUUGUUGUUCCAGGUAAGUAA
This is a messenger RNA of Racocetra fulgida, 1350 nucleotides long. The record is from the annotation of a GenBank genome assembly. Lineage: Eukaryota; Fungi; Glomeromycota; Glomeromycetes; Diversisporales; Gigasporaceae.